AUGUCCCCUGCUGCCAAAAAGGCUGAAGGGGAUACUAAAGGAUAUAAAGCCACGGUGAAGGACGAGCCACAGAGAAUAUCUGCAAGGUUGUCUGCUCCUCCAAAGCCAGAACCCAAGCCUACAAAGGCCCCUGCAAAGAAGGGAGAGAAGGUACCCAAGGGGAAGAAGGGGAAAGCAGAUGCUGGCAAGGAUGCAAAUAAUCUUGCAGAAGAUGGAGACACCAAAACAGAUCAGGCACAAAAAGCUGAAGGUGCUAGAGAUGUCAAGUCAAGUGUGGCAUUUUUGAUAAGUGUGCACCUCUGUUGA
Molecule: messenger RNA, 306 nt
Organism: Cricetulus griseus (Chinese hamster)
Lineage: Eukaryota; Metazoa; Chordata; Mammalia; Rodentia; Cricetidae
Source: RefSeq, a predicted model, not a curated record